This is a messenger RNA of Trichoderma virens Gv29-8, 2610 nucleotides long. RefSeq lists its product as uncharacterized. The record is from RefSeq and is a predicted model, not a curated record. NCBI's taxonomy places the organism in Eukaryota, Fungi, Ascomycota, Sordariomycetes, Hypocreales, Hypocreaceae. The transcript has 4 exons. The coding region runs from base 1 to 2610 and encodes 869 amino acids.
AUGGCUCCAAAGCGUCGGCAAAGCCAGCGGCUCAAUCCCAGCCCUCCUGAAGAUGAUGUCCACGAUGACGGCGGCAUUACUACCUCUCCGCCUCCAAAGCGUCGGCGAAGCAAGCGACUCAAUCCCAGCCUUCCUGAAGAUGAUAUGCAAGACGACAGCGGCAUUGUUCUCUCUCCGCCAAUUGAGAAUAGCGUCCAAGAUGGCGGUGUCAUCGUUUUCUCUCCAUCCCCUGAAGAUGAGAUGCAAGACGAUAGCGGCAUUGUUCUCUCUCCGCCAAUUGAGAAUAGCGUCCAAGAUGGCAGUGUCAUCGUUUUCUCUCCAUCCCCUGAAGAUGAGAUGCAAGACGACAGCGAUACCUUUCCCUCUCUAUUCCUUGAGAGUGAUAUGCAAGAUGACAGCGACACCUUUCCCUCUCCUUCCCCUGAGAGUGAUAUGCAAGAUGACAGCGACACCUUUCUUUCUCCAUCCCCUGAGAGUGGCAUCCAAGAUGACAGCGACACCUUUCUUUCUCCAUCCCCUGAGAGUGGCAUCCAAGACGACAAUAAAAGCACGAGCAGGGAUAAAGCUUGGAGGUCACGCUUGACAUCUAUGGGCUUACCCGAGGAUAUCAUUGACAGCGAGAAUGUUGAUUGGAUCAAGAUCUUCCUACUCGUUUCUCGCGCUACAUCCGAAACGAAAGCAGAAAUCAUUCAGUUUGUCGAGGAGAUUCGCACACGGACUUACCCGACCUCGUUAAUCGACCCCACUGCGUUCCAAAAUGAUGUAGGCCGAUCCAUUUGGCACACUCAUUGUCUCAAGAUGGAUGAGCAUUGGCAGGAAUACCUGAAAGAACUACGAGAAAUUCUUGGAGGGUCAUACCCCUACAACACCAUGGCAAAGCCAUCGGGACCCUUCGGCGCAGUUAUGCACAUCCAGUGGCAUUACCCAACCAACAAUACCAAGAAAACAAACAUUUCCUUCGGGCACGUAGUGGACUCGAGCAACCAGAGCCUUCUCCAUCAAGUCAAGAAAGAAAAGGAUUUUGGAUCGGAUUGGUCGAAGAUUUUCCGCCGCUGCGUUGACUUCAGCUAUAAGAUAAUGACGGCCGCUCCUAUCAUCAUUCUGAUCGGGAAGCAUGCGUUUAAGGCAUACAUAUAUAAAUUCAACAACGACCCAACGCUCAAACUCAAAAUGGUCGAUCUUGGUCUUCACCUUACGAUUUUCCAGGGACGCGCAUCAAUGUAUAUUGCAUACAAUAAGAUGACUUUACGAAUCGAACACUUGAUCUUUUACACGUACCACGGCUCUCACUUUGCACAAGGCGCUUCAAUACAAAGUGGAAUACACUCGGAUUAUAUUUGGAACGUUGCAGCGUCGAUGGCCCGCAUCCCGAUAAAGAACACACACCAUUUCAUGAAAGCAUCCCGCGAUACUUUAUUUACCUCGCGUGAAGAUGGCUACCCAGCCCUGAAGAGAGCCAGAGAUACAUUGGAGGCAGAUGGUUAUGCACACUUGAAGGAAUGGCGGGAAAUUCAUCGCAAAAAUGGCUAUCCAAAUUUGAAGAAAUCUCGGGAAAUCCAGCGCAAAAAUGGCUAUCCAGCCUUGAAGAAGGGUCGAGAAACCCAGCGCAAAAAUGGCUAUCUAGCCUUGAAGAAGGGUCUUGAAACCAAUCGUAACAAUGGGUAUCCAAAUUUGAAGAAAGCUCGAGAAAUCAUGCGCAAGGAUGGUUAUCGUUGCUUGAAGAACAAUAAAGGUCAACAACUCCAACGCAAAUUGGGGUUCCCAAAUUUGAAGCAAGGUCGCGAAACUCAGCGCAAAAAUGGCUAUCCAAGCUUACAGAAAGCUUGGGCAAUCAAUCGCGCAAAAGGCUAUCCUGGAGUGAAGAAAGGUCUUGAAGUUAAUCGCAAAAAUGGGUUUCCAAAUUUGAAAAAGGGGCGUGAAAUUCAGCGCGCGCGCGGCUUUCUGGAAUUGAAAAAAAUUCUAGAAAACCAGCGCGCAGGAGGAUUUCUAGCCUUGAAGAGGGGACGCGAGACUCAGCGCGCAGCAGGAUUUCCAGCCUUGAAGAAGGCACGCGAAAUUCAGCGCGCAGCAGGAUUUCCAGCCUUGAAGAAGGGAGCAGAUACUAACCGCGCAAAAGGCUUUGCUCUAAGGAACAACAAGUUCAAAAGACUGCUGUAUAGCAAGGAAGCUGAUUACCUAUUGAGCCAUGAUAUAGAAUCCUAUGAUCGCCAGCAGGUAGGCGAUAUUCACGAUCAUUUCGCUAAUUUGUUCGGAUGGUCAAACCGCUGGAAGGAUUUUCAGUCAAAACGAACAUCCGGAUAUUCAAGACGCCUCAAGGAGAGUUACCAAGCUUUCAAGAAAUAUCGCGAGUCACCCGAAUCAUUCUGGGAAGAGUCCAUAAGAGUGCAACGAAGAUUUCUUGCCAAGUAUGCAAUAUGGUACCACAAGGACAAAAAUCCAUAUGGUGUACCCUAUAAUGGACCAGAGGCGUCAAACAAUGCAAACGGUAUGGAUGUAGAUGGCUACCACUAUGCUAUAUGUCUAUUCUGGUAUAACAAGUCCGGAACCAAGGAGUUCAAAGAUUUCGUUAUUCAGAAAUACCAAGCGGUGUCUAUCCAACAGGAAGAAUGA